AUGUUGAAGGUUCAUGUCCAAACAGCAGGCAGCAGUACAACGUCUGUCGGCCUGAUCCGAUCUCAAGGGAGCGCCGACCACCUGCGCCCAGGCACCAGCACAGACCUCACCCCUGACCCCACACUUUUCCCCUGCUCCCACCUGCAUGCUCCAGUCCCUUCUGCCCUGUUCCUGUUCUCCCCUACUGCCCUGCUUCCAUCCCUUUCCACUUGUUCCCAUUCCUACUGCCCUGUUCCCUGCCCCUUGGGCACUGUGUCGGAGCCAGCAAAGGCAGCCCCACAAGAAAUCCACCCUUGUCCUGCUGGUGGCCAAGCUCAGCCCUUGCGGAGCCGAGGACGCAAAGGACUGCUUUUGCAGAGUAAGGAGCCGGUGGGUGCCAAGGCAGGCGUGGGGCCGGGUCUGUGCCCAGACCCUACAGGCAGGGAGCACGGCCGCUCACCCCUGCCCUCUCUGCUCUGGCAGGUCCUGAAGCCGCUACCGCCCCGCAAGGCGCUGAAACGAAGAAGGCAGAGGAUCCUCCGGCUGCAUGAGCCAGCCUGUCAGAGCUGGCUAUUCCAACACAUGUGGGAGCUGGAGGAAGAAGCCACCAGCAGGACCCAAGUGGGGCUGCAGGAUGAACCUAUGGAGGUGGAUGUGGUGGUGGAGGAGGAUGAAGCAAUGGAUACCAACUGA
Neopsephotus bourkii (Bourke's parrot) is the source of this 672-nucleotide messenger RNA. RefSeq lists its product as uncharacterized. The transcript has 3 exons. Bases 1 to 672 code for a protein of 223 amino acids. Lineage: Eukaryota; Metazoa; Chordata; Aves; Psittaciformes; Psittacidae. The record is from RefSeq and is a predicted model, not a curated record.